CACAUUGUUUUUUUUUUUCUGAUUUUCAAUUGCCCUCGGACACGACUCUUAGAACGCAACCAGGUCUCACUCUCUUAUGCUCCGAUGCGGGAAGCAUUGAAAUCCUUCAUACGCAAAGUCCUUCGGCGCGAGAAAAAUGGCCAGCCACAGCAAGCACGUUCGAAACAGCAGCGGCAUACUGACGCGGUUGCUGCGGCAUCACCAAGGACAAAAACGCGGUCAAGUUUGCCCAAUUCUACUGCGCCUACAAACCACGCAACAGUGAAGGAUGAUUCAAAGCAGAAGGACAUACAUCAUCACGAAAAGUCCAGACAAUUCACUCAAAGCCCUCUCGAGCGGCGCGAAGGCUCAAAUGUCACGGGGACUCACUCUGUGCUGCCAGGCAGUGUCGAUCCAUUUGUUGCCGAAAAUUACGAAGCUUAUUUGCCUGUAAUUAGUUCCAUAGAACCUGAGACCAAUGGACCCCUACAUAAAGAUACCGGAAAUUUCACCACUAAAGCUACACAAGUGACCGACGACGUGCAAAGUGAAGACGCUGUUGGCGAUACGAGUUUUGACAGUACAAAUCUCGAUCUUUCCCUGCAGACUGAAUCGGAUCAUGUUGCCAGUUCGGCAUCGAGUUGCUACUCCGAUCCUACCGAGGAUCAUACUAAAGAGUCCCCUAUGUCUACAAACCGCAUCAAAAGGAAAUCUAUACCUUCUAAUGUUGCAAUGGAAGAGACAAUCCCUCAAGAAACCCGCGAGAAAGUCGAUGACCCAGAGGAUCUCGCAGUCAAAGAUGUACGGGAUCGGCAAACGAACAUUCCAGAUGGACCUAUUAUGUCGGGUGACACAACAUCGUUCAAUGGAGAACAUGAAAAGAGCAUGGACGAUGUGAGAUCACAAGCUAGAAGUCCUAUCAUCGAUAGCAAUGUCAGAUCACAUUCACACGGCGUCUUGGGAGGACAAGAGCAAGUAUCGAAGCACUUCAAUCUAGCAGACCUUGACGGAAUUGUCAAUCUAAAGGAUAGUGUAGAUGUCGAGAAAAGCGUUGAGAUAGCUCCCGCCGUACAGCAUGAAGUGGUCAAGCCAAAAGAGCAUGAAAUUGUCGAAGAACGGAUUUUCAGAGAGAUACACAACCAUGAAGUCUAUCACAGAAUUUUGCCUGUUCACGAUGUCGAAAUCUUACCCGCUCGCCACUUUGUUCAUGACCCCAACGGAAAGCUCAUCGAAGUGUCGGGCGACCCUUUCCCGCAUCUUGCUGGUGUCGAAAAGAGAUGGGAAAUCAACAGAAAACAACAGAUUGCAUCUGAGCUGACUCCGCACAGGCCUAUGCAGGUAGGCCCGAAGAUUAUAGCGGAUAAAACUUACAUGACUGAAGAAGGCUACCCCCGAAGAGAAACAACCAUUCUUCAUCCACCGGAAUUAGAAGACUUGAAAGGGUAUGAAGGACCUGUUAUGCCAAUAGUGUUUGACCAUCAUUCGCCGGAGGCUAUCGAGCAAACACAGUCCGAAAGAGUGAAAUCCUAUGAAUCAUUCCCUCCCAUUAGAUCUGUUUGGUUGGAGGAUAUGAUAAAUGCAUUACCACAAACCGCGAGUCAGUCUGAUCGAGUAUCUUCUACAUACACGCAAGCGCAGUCAGGGGCGAUAUCCUGGCGAUGA
This is a messenger RNA of Periconia digitata, 1641 nucleotides long. The record is from the annotation of a GenBank genome assembly. Lineage: Eukaryota; Fungi; Ascomycota; Dothideomycetes; Pleosporales; Periconiaceae.